Messenger RNA from Cokeromyces recurvatus, 911 nucleotides. RefSeq names its product U2 small nuclear ribonucleoprotein A. The record is from RefSeq and is a predicted model, not a curated record. Gene Ontology annotation, cellular component: U2 snRNP. NCBI's taxonomy places the organism in Eukaryota, Fungi, Mucoromycota, Mucoromycetes, Mucorales, Mucoraceae. Gene Ontology annotation, molecular function: protein binding; U2 snRNA binding. Gene Ontology annotation, biological process: mRNA splicing, via spliceosome. Bases 119 to 835 code for a protein of 238 amino acids. The transcript has 4 exons.
CUUUGUUGUAAAGCACACUACAUUUUUUUUUCCAGCAAUAAAUAAUAAGCCACUUUAAAGCACAAACAAAGUUCCUUUUCUUCUUUCAAGUUAAACACAAUUUAUUUUAUACAUAAUCAUGAAGCUAACUGCCGAUUUAAUUAAUAACAGUCUAUCACAUAUUAAUCCUUUAGGUGAUCGUGAGCUUAUUCUUAGAGACUUAAAGAUACCUGCUAUUGAAAAUCUUGGCGUGACUAAAGAUUUAAAUGAUGCUAUUGAUUUCACUAAUAAUGAUUUACGUGUUCUUGGCAAUUUCCCUCGUUUAAAUCGACUUCAACAUCUUUUAUUGAAUAAUAACCGUAUCAGUAAGAUUGAUUCAGAAUUAAGCGACUAUAUUCCUAAUGUACAUACAAUUAUCUUGACAAAUAACGCUAUUCAGGAAUUGGGUGAUCUUGAACCUUUAGUUAGAUUAAAGAAAUUAACACAUUUGAGUAUUAUGGAUAAUCCAGUUACUAAAAAAUCACACUAUCGUCUCUAUUUGAUUCAUAAAUUACCCCAACUUCGUGUCUUAGAUUUCAAUAAGGUGAAAUUAUCCGAAAAGCAAGAAGCAAAGAAAUUAUUCAGUAAAUCAGAUGGUUCAGACAAUGACUUGGCUAAAUCAAUUACAGAUAAUAAAACAAAGACUUUUGAACCUGGAGAAGGAUUAAAUGAUAAAAAAGAUAGUCAAAUCCAUGGUCUUACUCCUGAAGAGCAAUUAAAGAUCAAGGAGGCACUCAAACAAGCUACAUCACUUGAUGAAAUUUCUAGAUUGGAACGCUUAUUAAAAGCUGGUCAUGUUCCUACAACAGGAAAAUAAUAACAAACGUAAUAAUAAAUGAGUAUUUUUACUACUAUGCAGUAAAAUCAACUAAUAAAAAAGAAAAAAAAAAAAA